Magnolia sinica is the source of this 1714-nucleotide messenger RNA. Its product is annotated as 3-ketoacyl-CoA synthase 7-like. The transcript has a single exon. Gene Ontology annotation, molecular function: acyltransferase activity, transferring groups other than amino-acyl groups. Gene Ontology annotation, cellular component: membrane. Bases 89 to 1450 code for a protein of 453 amino acids. Gene Ontology annotation, biological process: fatty acid biosynthetic process. The record is from RefSeq and is a predicted model, not a curated record. NCBI's taxonomy places the organism in Eukaryota, Viridiplantae, Streptophyta, Magnoliopsida, Magnoliales, Magnoliaceae.
UACACCCCAAAACCUUCCCAUUUCUCGCACAUAAAAACACCCAAACACCUCCCAAAUUUCAUUUCAAUCUACCCCAAACAAGAUUCCAAUGGAUUCAACCCAACUCAAUCUGUCCAAUCUCUUCCAAACAAUCAUCUCUUCCCCUCACUUCCAUUUCAUAACCAUAUCUAUUCUAACUCUAAUUACACUCUACAUCUCCUUCAAACCAAACCCAACUUACCUCAUCGACUUCUCCUGCUACCGCCCUCCAGAAUCCCACCGCAUCCCCCUCUCCACCUUCAUGGAACACACCCAAAUCUGCGCUGGAUUCGACAACUCCAGCAUCAAUUUCCAGAUCAAAAUCAUGGAGCGUUGCGGUCUAGGCCAAGAAACAUGCGUCCCUGAAAACAUCCAUCAACUCCCUCCCGACCGCUCAUUCCAUUCCUCCCUCCUCGAAAUUGAGACUAUCAUCUUCACCGCCGUCCAAAAUCUCCUCACCAAACACUCCAUAAACCCAAAUUCCAUCGACAUUCUCGUGUCCAACUGCAGUCUCUUCAGUCCAACACCGUCCAUAACAUCAAUGCUCAUUAAUAAAUUUCAAUUCCGGACCGACAUCCGCAGCUUCCAUCUAUCCGGCAUGGGCUGUAGCUCCGGACUCCUAUCGAUCAAUCUAGCAAACGACCUUCUUAAAGUCCAUAAAAAUUCAAUGGUGUUGGUUCUAAGCAUGGAAGCAAUAACACCUAAUGGAUAUCCAGGGAAAGUGAAAUCCAUGCUACUAACCAACUGCUUGUUUCGAAUGGGCGGCGCUGCCAUCCUACUAUCCAACCGAAGAAGUGAUCGGAGCGUAGCGAAAUACAUACUCCACCAUCUUCUACGUACAAAUCUCUCAUCAGAUGACCGUUCAUACAAAUGUGUAUCCCAAGAAGAAGAUGAUGAGGGGUUCAUGGGUGUUUCUCUAUCAAAGGACAUCCUACAUGUGGCUGGCGACGCUCUUAGAGUCCAUGCCGACAUGCUUGGGCCGUUGGUACUGCCUUAUAUCGAGCAACUGCGAUAUGGGUGGUCGGUGAUCGUCAAGAAAUGGUGGGGCCCAUUUGGGAAGGGGACCAUCUACAUGCCUAAAUUCAAGAAAGCGUUUGAUCAUAUUUGUAUACACGCGGGAGGGAGGGCUGUGAUUGACGUGAUUGAGAGCGUUCUUGGGAUGAGUAAGGAGGAUAUGGAGGCAUCGAGGAUGACGUUGUAUCGGUUUGGGAAUACAUCAUCUUCUUCGAUCUGGUAUAUUCUCUGCUACAUGGAGGCGAAGGGGUUAGUGAAGAGAGGUGAUCGGGUCUGGCAGCUUGCGUUUGGGAGUGGGUAUAAGUGUAACAGUGCUGUGUGGAGGUGUGUAUCGGAUCUUAAACUUGAUAUUGGAAAUGCAUGGUCGGAUCGGAUCCAUUCGUAUCCGGUGGAGGUGCCGGAGUGUUUGGACCAUUGAUUCGGAGUUGAUGGUUGUGUGAUGGUUUUGGACCAUUGAUUUAGAGUCUUUGAUGAUUGAUUGAUGGUCUUGUAGGUAGAAAGUGUUUUGGAUAUUAGGUUUGUGGGGAUGGAAUCGUCUACGUGGGGUGGAGCAUGUUGUAAUCGUGAAACCUACUCAGUCCAUCAUAUGCGCAACCCUGAGUGAUUGAGUUAUAUUAUAUUUGGGUGAAUGAAUACUCAACUUUGAGUGAGUGAAUCCUCAAAGCAUAUGUAGUUUAUUGCC